AUGCUUCAACAUUCUUAUCUCCUUACCUUGUUCAUUUUCACAUUCUGGUCAUGCUGCGCUAUUGACGCCGUCGUUUCAGACCCACAGACUCAUCUUGUUACCAUCGGCUGCACCCCAUUCGACCGCUUCCUCGUUUCCGACUUGUCUGUCUUCAAUGACAACCUAAACGCAACGUUUCGAGACAUCAGAGAACAGGUUAGAGAUCAAAACAAGCAUUUCGUUCCGGUUCAGGAAAGCGGUGGCGGAAGCCCUGUGUCCACUCUUUUUCAGUGCAGAAACUACCUUUCUAUCGCCGACUGUGUCGCGUGCUUUGAUGUAGCUGCCGCCAAAGUCCGGAGCUGCCGUGCCGGAGCCCCUGGUGGCCAUGCCGUUUACGACGGCUGCUUCCUCAGGUAUGAUGCGAGUCCUUUCUUUGACCGGGCGACGGAUACUUUCAAUGCUGCCUUAUGUGGGAAUAAAACUACAGGAGAAGCCACUGCCUUUAACUCAGCUGUGCAAAAACUGCUGAUGAAUCUCCAAAGAGAAACACCAACAAUCCCUGGCUUUCUGACAGCCACGAAGACACAAGUACUUAAUAAUAAUGGUCCAACUAUAUAUGCCUUUGUGCAGUGCACAGAAACUAUCACACAAAGUGGAUGCCUCAGUUGCUUAGAUGUUGCAUACAGAAAUAUGCAGACUUGUCUUCCUACUUCAGAUGGUCGAGCUUUUGAUCAGGGCUGUUUCAUGAGAUACUCCACAACCUCAUUCUUUCCUGAUAAUUACCAGAUCGUUGACGUCACUCCCAUGGAUAAACAAGGUUCGAGCAUUAAGGGGGCUAUCAUUGGUGGAGUUGUUGGAGGAGUAUUGCUUGUUUUGGUUGCCCUUGCACUUUUUGUUUGGAUUAAACCACGUAAAAGCCCUAAAAGGGUUCCGGCUAGAGGUAAAAAAAAAAAAGUUCAAAUUGAAGGUGCAAUUCAUUACAGUUACAUGGAUUUGAAGUACGCAACUAGAAAUUUUAGUGUAGAAAAUAAACUUGGAGAAGGAGGAUUUGGUGCAGUAUAUAAGGGAACUCUGAAGAAUGGGAAAGUAGUUGCAGUCAAGAAGUUGACUUUACGUCGUUCCAAUAAAGUGGAGGAAGAAUUUGAGAGUGAAGUGAAGCUUAUAAACAAUGUUCAUCAUCGAAAUCUUGUUCGACUUCUGGGAUAUUGCAGUAAGGGUGAUGAGAGAAUUCUUGUUUAUGAAUACAUGAAAAAUACCAGUCUCGACAAAUUCUUAUUUGGUAAAAUGAAAGGUUCUCUUGGUUGGAAGCAACGAUAUAUUAUAAUUUUAGGCACUGCAAGGGGUUUGGCCUAUCUACACGAAGAAUUUCACAACCGUAUCAUACAUAGAGAUAUAAAAUCCAAUAACAUCCUCUUAGAUGAUGAUCUUCAACCUAAAAUUGCUGACUUUGGGUUGGCAAGACUUUUACCUGAGGACAAAUCUCAUCUUAGCACGAAAUUUGCAGGAACAUUAGGAUAUGCAGCACCGGAGUAUGCAAUAAAUGGACAAUUAUCUGAGAAGGUUGAUAUCUACAGCUAUGGAGUUGUAGUUCUAGAAAUUCUUAGUGGUCAAAAAAGUGAAGAAUUGAAUGUUAAUGGUGAGGCCGAAGGUGAAUUCCUCCUUCAAAAGGCAUGGAAACUAUACGAAAGAGGCAUGCAUUUAGAGUUGGUGGACAACACUUUAGACUCUAACGACUAUGAUGCGGAAGAAGUAAAGAAAAUAAUUGAGAUUGGAUUGCUUUGUACCCAAGCAUCAGCUACAAUACGGCCGACAAUGUCCGAAGUGGUUGCCUUGCUCCAAAACAAAUAUUUGUUUGAAAAUAUGAGACCAACUAUGCCUUUCUUGGUUGAAACUAAAUAAGGGCUCAUGGAACGAACUAUUACUUCUGCAUGGCUAGGGGGUGUUUGGCUGGAGAAGAAAAGUAAAUUUAUAGAAUAUAAAGUAAAUAUAUGAGA
This is a messenger RNA of Neltuma alba, 1973 nucleotides long. Its product is annotated as cysteine-rich receptor-like protein kinase 2. Gene Ontology annotation, molecular function: protein kinase activity; ATP binding. NCBI's taxonomy places the organism in Eukaryota, Viridiplantae, Streptophyta, Magnoliopsida, Fabales, Fabaceae. The record is from RefSeq and is a predicted model, not a curated record. The coding region runs from base 1 to 1878 and encodes 625 amino acids. The transcript has 8 exons. Gene Ontology annotation, biological process: protein phosphorylation.